GGUUAUUAUAAUUUUUGACGGUCAAGUGUUACCUAAUCUAGUUUUCAUAUGUAUUAAUUCAUUACCUGAAUUAUAUGUACAUAUACCGUACCAUUCAGUUUUAUCAUUGCUGUAGGUAUGGGCACAUUAAAAAUCAGUGUAGAUUACUUCCACGUUGUUAUAAGUAUGACCAGGGCCACUGUGGAAAAUCCUACUCUGUCCAAGAAGAAUAUUUUUACAGUUGUUUAUAUCAAGGAAUAUAUAAUCAGACGCACCGUUGUCUCCUUUACGCCACUAGUAUCCGAGCGCGCGCCGCCCUGCCGCGCCGGAACCGGCCGCCCGGCGCUGUCAUCGCCGCGAGCCUUAGCAGCAGGGCCUGAGUUGCGCUGCCUGCCGAAGACUGCCGCUGCGCUGAACUCGAUCUCGUUUGCCACGUCACCUCUUCUAUGUUGCCGCUAGGUUGUCAGUUGCAGCUGUAGGUUGAAGGAAUUGGCCUUCAAGAGAUAGUUUACCUUAUCUUUUGAAAGCAAAAUAUGUAACAGUGUAACCCUGUAAUUUUUAAUAAAGAUUUAUUAUUUAUUUAUUUAAUUACAGAAUACAAAAUAUAGUAUGUUAAAUUGAA
Molecule: messenger RNA, 601 nt
Organism: Galleria mellonella (greater wax moth)
Lineage: Eukaryota; Metazoa; Arthropoda; Insecta; Lepidoptera; Pyralidae
Exons: 2
Coding region: 118-438 (106 amino acids)
Source: RefSeq, a predicted model, not a curated record